AUGUGUAUUUGUGUAUCGCAUUUCGAUGAACUAAUAACGUCAUUCGAUCCGAACAAGAAUAAAAAAUGUUAUACGUGUGUAUCAACUGCUCACAAUUCUUUGGAUCCGUCUACUUCAGCAUUACCACACACAAAAAUUAAAGAUCCUACGAAAAUUAAAGCGAGUAAGAGUGGACUUCGUAGAAUUGAUUUACGCCUUGCUCUAUUAAUUCAUGCGAAUUAUCCCGAAAUACACAGUUUCUAUGGCGAGUGGAUUUGUAGAGAGUGUGCUAAACGAUGGAAAGGACUGAUACCAUUCAUUGAUGAAUCUAGUGAAAGUGAGAAGGAUGAUGAGUACCGACCGGAGCCGGAUUUGCCGAUUUUAAGACGAGACGAAGAAGACGAAGGCGUUGAUCGUAGUCGAUAUAAAGAGCAGAAAACUGCUCUGUUAACAUUUCUACAAUUAUCUGGCAAGUUAUGUAAGGAGAUCCUCUUACAUAAGCAACCAAGUCAGAUAUCCUUAUAUAAGAUCCUACAUUGUAUCAUAUCUGCUUUGACACAUAUUAAAGACGUGCCCAUAAGAGACAAUUGUGUGAUAGGU
Molecule: messenger RNA, 579 nt
Organism: Didymodactylos carnosus
Lineage: Eukaryota; Metazoa; Rotifera; Eurotatoria; Philodinida; Philodinidae
Source: the annotation of a GenBank genome assembly